Messenger RNA from Salarias fasciatus (jewelled blenny), 756 nucleotides. RefSeq names its product trypsin. The transcript is spliced from 5 exons. The record is from RefSeq and is a predicted model, not a curated record. Gene Ontology annotation, molecular function: serine-type endopeptidase activity. Gene Ontology annotation, biological process: proteolysis. Lineage: Eukaryota; Metazoa; Chordata; Actinopteri; Blenniiformes; Blenniidae. Bases 1 to 756 code for a protein of 251 amino acids.
AUGGCUCUGCUGAAAACCUCCACCGUACUGAUGCUUUUCUCUUUCGCAAUAACUUCUGAAACAGCAAGAAUCAUCGGGGGUCAAGAGGUAGCGCCGUAUUCCAUAAAGUACCAGGCCUCUCUGCAGGAUGAGAAAGAGAGACACUACUGUGGAGGAACCCUGGUGCACGAGAAGUGGGUGGUGUCUGCUGCCCACUGCUGGAGACCGAGCGGUCUGAUGAGGGUGGUGUUGAGUGAACACAGUCUGACCCGCAGAGAGGGUUUUGAACAGAUAUACAACGUCUCCAAGAUCCACAUUCACAAUUAUCACUACAAGACAUAUAACAACGACAUCAUGAUGAUCAAGCUGAGUGCGCCGGCAGUCCUGAAUACCAACGUUGCUCCUGUCCGGCUGCCUGAUUCGACGACCCCACGACUGCGGUCCUAUACAGUUUGCACAGUGAGCGGCUGGGGCGUGACGCACCCUUACAGCUCUUACCUGUCCCCUGUGUUACGUGCUGUGGACGUGAGGAACAUGCCGUACUGUUAUUACUACUACUGGGGCCGGAUCACCCAAAAUAUGCUGUGUGCUGGAUCUCCAAUGGGUGGGAAAGAUUCUUGCCAGGGUGAUUCUGGAGGCCCCCUUGUCUGCAACAACUACUUCGAGGGCAUCGUCUCUUGGGGUAUUGGCUGUGCCAAUCCCUACUUCCCCGGCGUCUACACCAAAGUGAGGAACUACGUGACAUGGAUCAAGUGGAUUAUUGCAAAUGACUCAUGA